AUGCUGGAUUAUCAAUACAUCCCCCUGGAAGAGUCUCAGCUACGAGUACUGACCCUCCUAGCUGGCGAGUUUGACGAUCCCCUGACCGGCGUGUUGACACAUGAACAAUUCCUCCCGGCAAAUUCGGACAUACCAAAAUAUGAGGCGAUAUCCUAUUUCUGGGGUGACCAGAUAGACAUGGCGACGAUUGCCAUCUCUCAAGGUCGCCAUCAGAGGAGAAAACUAAUCAGACCUGGCCUAGCAACCGCCCUGCGACAUCUCAGACGACAAGACCAGCCUCGAAACCUCUGGUGUGACUCCAUCUGCAUAAACCAAGACGAUCUUGUCGAGCGAGCGGCCCAAGUUCUUCUCAUGGGCGAAGUAUAUCGAGAAGCGGACCGGGUCAUCGUUUGGCUUGGACCAGAAGAAGAUGACAGCUCUGCGGCUUUGGAGAUACUCGACCACAUUGGAUCCAAUGUACGUUUCGACCCUGCCAGAUACGAACUGUCCCCUCUCACGGGGACCAACAGGAAGAACAGGAAACUAGGAGACCCGAACUCGGCCCUAUCGUACAAGCAAAGAGAGUGGCUGGCGAUCAAGAAGCUAUUUGCCCGACCUUGGUUCACAAGGCUCUGGGUCCGGCAGGAAAUCGUUCUGGCGAAACCGUCCGCCAUCGUUGUUGCCGGAUACGCGGCCACCACCUGGUCGAGAUUCGGGCAAGCCGUGGCAUGUAUCGAAGUCAAGAUUGCUCUGGGCAACACAAACUCGCCCUUCUUGACUCGGUUCGUCAACGACGUCAGCAACAUCGUCGCCCUCUUCCGCACCACACUGUUCAGGCAUCCGGUUGCGCUGCUCAAUUUCACCCGCUCUUGCCAGUGCAGAGACGACAGAGAUCGGGUGUACUCGCUCCUGGGCCUCAUUGACUCUAGCUACAAGAUUUGUCCCGACUACUCCCGAAACGUCAAGGACGUCUGCAGGGAAUUCAUGCUUAGCAUAUAUAGAGAAGACGCGAGGCUGGAUGUGCUAGCAUUUUGCGACACGACAGCGAGCCCGAGCUGGGUGCCCAACAUUCCCGGGCAGAACCCUGCGCACCACUUUUGGCGCAACUUUGCUACUGGAUACUCCGAGGCUCGCUUGGACAUGAUGCAAGGGGACAUGAUGGGUGUCAGGGCGGUAAAAUGCGGACUUGUGUCGAAUCUCAUUGGCCAUAUACCAAGAGGAUGUGCUGAGGACGAGUUGAAGGAGCGAGUGAAAACCAUGUUGAAGCAACAGCUUGGUACGGACACUAGGAAAUGGAAAGAUGACGCGACUGUUAAACUCACGCAGGCGUUACUGGGUGGUCAUUGGUUUGAAAAUACCAGUCAUCAGCAUGAUCCCCAGUUAAUGGGAGUGGUAUCUGUGCUCAAGAACUGGGUCGUCGAAGACUUGGGCGGAACAAACGGUAAAGACGCCUUUUUGGACAUGCUUGUAAUCUGGGCCAUGUUGAACGCGCUGCCUGGAUGGUCCGUCUACCGAGCAAAGAACAGCCUCUUCGGCAUUUGUUCAAGCAUGUGCCUACCCGGCGAUCAAAUAUACGCCGUCCUUGGCUGCAAAGAUCCCAUUAUACUUCGAAAGCGCCGAGACUUUACCCAUUACCGUAUUGUUGGGCCGACGUAUAUCCACGACUUUUCAUGUGGGCAAGCCAUCUUGGGACAGCCUGCUUUUAGUUCAAGCUUCGUUGAUUCAUUUGACGAUCCGUAUUUAAGCUUCGAGAGAGCAGAUGGCUUGGGAAACAAAGGCGAUCCACAUCUCCAACAUAUCGACUUCCCAUACAAAGUCGAGGACGAUCAUCCACUCUGGCAUAGAAACAAGGGCUCUGUCGGCCGUAAUCAGGUUGACUCUUCGCAUCUCGAAGCAUUCUAUAAACGUGGUGUUCGAGUAGAGGAAAUCAUUCUCAAAUAG
Molecule: messenger RNA, 1920 nt
Organism: Metarhizium brunneum ARSEF 3297
Lineage: Eukaryota; Fungi; Ascomycota; Sordariomycetes; Hypocreales; Clavicipitaceae
Product: Heterokaryon incompatibility protein 6, OR allele
Source: RefSeq, a predicted model, not a curated record